GUUUUUUGAAGACUAUAUUAUUUUUUAUAAUUCUAGCAAUGAGAAUGGAGAAAGAGAGAAAGAGGAGAGGUUCAUGUUUGCAGUGUGUUACUCCAGCUCCAGGUUUUCAGCCUGCCUGUGCAUCCGUAGAUGAGUCCCACCGCGUGCGUGUGUGUGUGUGUGUGUGUGUGCGGGCGCGCGCGUGUGUGUGUGUGUAUACACGCUCCGCUCUGCUCUGCUGCAGUGGAGCCUCAGACGCCGAGCCGAUAGCUACUCCUCCACGGAGGGCGCCGCAUCCUCCCGCGUUUUCCUUUUUUUUUUUUUUUUGCUUUCCGUUUCUUUCUCGCUUGCUCUUGGGAAAAAAAGAAUAAAAGGGGGAGGUCCUGGAUGAUAGAGGGAAGAUUGCAGAAAGAGAAAAGGAGCUUUAAAUCAAAAUAGGGAGAGAGAAAGAGAGAAUCCAUCCACACCCAUGUCUAGCAUUGAAACGGAGAAACGCGAACGGACCCACAUGUUACCCCUGCUGAACUCCGCUCACAGGAAGUUGGGGUCAGAGCACAGGGUCAUCCAUGUCUACGUCCCUGGAGCAGAGAGGGUUGAGGGCCUUGCUCAAGGGCCCAGCAGUGGCAGCUUGGUGGUGCUGGGGCUUGAUCCCCAACCUUCUGACCAGCCAUAUUCAUGGUCCCCCAUCCAGUACUUCGAUGAAGACAGCUACCCCUCCCCUCCCAGGAAUAUGAAAGGUCUAUCAGGCGGUCGUCCCCAGCUAAACAUCACGACUGGACACUCCUGUGGCCUGACAGACUGCGACCACUCCCUCGACCACCUGCAGCAUGGUGCUCCCGACUCCCGCUCGUCUUACCUGCUUAGCCCCACGGAGAGUUGCCCCAUUGACCACCACCGCUGCUCGCCGCGGAGCUCCAUCCAUUCGGAUUGCAUGGUGAUGCCUGUCUCCAUGGCCUCUGACCACGUUUCCAGCAGCACAUUUCCCAGGAUGCAUUACAGUUCACACCAUGAGAGUUCGCGGGAGGAUGGCACCACUGGGCACAGCAGCAGCGGUGGUGGUGGUGGUGUUGUUGGAGGGGGUGGAGUAGGAGGAGGUGGUGCAGGUAGUGGUUCCGGUUCUGGGAAGAUGAACCGAAUACCUGCCAACCUCCUGGACCAAUUUGAGAAACAGCUGCCUAUUCACCGAGACGGAUUCCACACGCUGCAAUACCAGCGCACAUCCACGGCUACCACCAGCAGCGAGCAGCGGAAUGAGAGUCCAGGUCGGAUCCGCCACCUGGUGCACUCUGUGCAGAAGCUCUUCACCAAGUCCCACUCGCUGGAAGGCUCCUCCAAGAUGAACGGCACCAAAGGAGACUCACGCUCGGAAAGCGGCCACCACCAUCACGGACACCACCACGGCCACCACAAACACAGUAAGAGGAGCAAGAGCAAAGAGCGCAAAGCUGACUCCAAGCACCGCUCAGGGAUCGCUGGGUGGUGGAGCUCUGAUGAUAACCUAGACAGCGACAGCACCUACCGGACUCCCAGUGUCAUGAGUCGGCACCAUGUGGACCACAUAAGUCACUGCUACCCGGAAUCGGUCCCAGGCCACUUUGGAGAUCUUUCACUUAAGACUUCCAAGAGCAACAAUGACGUGAAGUGCUCAGCUUGCGAGGGCAUGGCCUUGGCUCCAGAGGGCAAGUUCAUGAAGCGGAGCUCUUGGUCCACUUUGACUGUUAGCCAGGCCAAAGAGGCCUACCGCAAGUCCUCGCUCAACCUCGAGAAACCUAUGAUGCCUCAAGACCUCAAGUCCCCAAUGAGGCCUUGUCAUUAUCUCCAGGUCCCUCAGGAUGAGUGGGGCGGAUACCCUGGGGUGAAGGAUGAUGAGAUCCCGUGUCGGCGGAUGAGGAGCAGCAGCUACGUGAAGGCGAUGGGAGACGAAGAGAGCGGCGAUUCGGACGGCAGCCCCAAAAACUCACCGCAGAAGAGCGCUCGGCCCGGCGGCCUCAUCAAGAGCGUGCUGCAGAGGCAGCUAUCAGACCAGAGCUCAUACCGUUUGGAUAAAUCGAGCAGUGACACGAUGAAGUACCUCACCAAUUUCGCUGCAGAUUUAAGUCAGAGCUACCAUCUGCAAGCGUCAAGGGACAUCCACCCCAGCAUCACGCUGGACCCAUCACCCAAUUACAACUCACCCAAAUUUCGCUCAAGGAACCAGAGCUACAUGAGGGCAGUUAGCACGCUGAGCCAAGCCAGCUGUGUCAGCCAAGUGAGCCAGGUGAGCGAGGCUGAGAUGAACGGCCAGUUCGAGUCGGUGUGCGAGUCAGUGUUCAGCGAGGUAGAGUCGCAGGCCAUGGAGGCGCUGGAUUUGCCCGGCUGCUUCCGUACACGCAGCCACAGCUACCUGCGUGCCAUCCAAGCCGGCUACUCACAGGAUGACGAGUGUGUGCCUUCCAUGAGCUCAUCUACCGUCACCUCCACCAUCAGGUCCACGGCUGGAAUCCAGUUCCGCCUUCCAUCAUCAGGCAGUGUGGACAGACCCUCCCAGCAACCGCCAGCAGUCACCUACACCCCUAGUACUCCCACCUAUAAGCGGACGCCGCCUCCAGUGCCCCCCCGCAGUGCCUCCAAACCCCUCAUCUCCAUCACAGCACAAAGCAGCACCGAGUCCACGCAGGACGCCUACCAUGAGGGACGCCUGGCCAGAGGAGGUCUGUGGGGUUCAGAGGGACUCGGGCUCGGUUUGGGUCGCACUCUCUACAACUCCACGGACAGCCUGGACAGCGCCAAGGCCGUCACUAUCGCCAUGGAAGCGGCGGCCAUGGCCAUGGCGGGAAAAAGACACCCGUCCACAGACUCCCACAGCUCGGUGCUGACCUGCGAUAAAGCCAUACUCGUGUCCAAAGCUGAGGAAUAUCUAAAAACGCCCCGGUCAUCUAUAGGCAUACAGGUGGAAGCGGCUACGGAUUCGGAGUCGGAGAGCAGAGGAUUACGGGAAUAUCAUUCUGUAGGGAUCCAGGUGGAAGAUGACAAACGCGUGGGCCGGUUUAAGCGCUCUAACAGCGUGACGGCGGCUGUGCAGGCUGACCUGGAGCUGGAGGGUUUCCCCGCGAUGGAGGAUAAGAGUCUGCAGUUUGGGGGUGGCGGUCUGCAGAGGCACAGUGAGCCGAGCACGCCCACGCAGUACGGCGCAGUGAGAACCGUGCGCACACAGGGCCUGUUCAGUUACCGUGACGAUUACCGCUCAGCCAAUGAGCCGUCCAGCCCGCAGCGCAGCGCCGAGCCCUGGCGCGAGCCCUCCGUGCCCACCGUGCCCACUGUGGCCGUAACGGUGACCCCGCCCCAGGCCUCCGACUCGGGCCGGGCGUCACCGUCUGCCAGGAGGGACGGCACCUGGUUCAUGCAGCUGCUGCACGCCGAGACAAAGAGGAUGGAGGGAUGGUGUAAAGAGAUGGAGGGAGAGGCAGAGGAGAAUGACCUGUCUGAGGAGAUUUUAGGUAAGAUCCGGAGUGCAGUGGGCAGCGCUCAGCUCCUCAUGUCCCAGAAAUUCCAGCAGUUUUAUUGGCUGUGUCAGCAAAAUCUGGACCCAAGUGCCAUGCCGCGGCCCACCUCUCAGGACCUGGCUGGAUUCUGGGAUCUGCUGCAGCUCUCCAUCGACGACGUCACCUCCAAGUUCGACGAGCUGCAGAAGAUCAAGAGCAAUGAUUGGAGGAUUAUAGAAAGUCCUGUAAAGAAGCUCCCGCCCCCUGUACCAAAGAAGAUGCUGAAGAAGAGCGUGACGCGGGAGAAGUCUCUGGAUCUUCCCGACCGUCAGAGACAGGAAGCGCGAAGGCGCCUCAUGGCUGCCAAGAGAGCGGCGUCAUUCCGGCAGAACUCGGCGACGGAGCGAGCAGACAGCAUCGAGAUUUACAUCCCUGAGGCCCAGACGAGACUCUGAGAGACUCUCCACAGCUUCAUCACAGCUCCAUCUUCAUCAUCACCAUCACCAUCAUCACAGUCAACCAGCGAGCCACUAUCGAUACAGAAUAUCCCAACCAGAUAUCCCAUCACUCGAAAAAAUAUCUAGACAUGACAUAAUCAAACAUGAAGAAUAUAAAUUUUUUACGAAUAUUAAGAACGGUGUCUGAGGCUGUCGUGUUAGAUAUGUGAAGAGAAACUUACGUUGUAGUAUCGCAAAAGCAAACUUUUAGGCAUUUAAAUGCUAUCAGCCUUACGACGUAUCACUAAACUAGUGUUAUUUAGUAAGUUACAUAAGUAUCGUUAAACAAACUGACAAAAAAAAAAAAAACAUUUGGCUAUACUGUUCAUGAGAGGUGUGUGAGAAGUGGCUAAAAGCCUUGGUGCUUUUGAGAUUUUUCACAUUAUCGAAGUGCUAUUACUGACACUGCGCUCUGAAACCAGCACGAGGUCACAGCUUUUCUGUUGUUGUUGUUGAUAUGGGGUCGGGGAUCUAAAAUUUUUUUCGAUUUUUUAAAAAUAUUUUCAACACCCCAUUUCUCGUUCUCUCUCUCUCUUUCUCUCUCUCUCAGUUCAGAUUAACAUCUUUCUAACCCUCGUAACAAAUAUAAAAGUGCCAACGAUUCAAAUACCUCAAACAUGCACGAUAGGUCAAAAGGUCAAAAGUUUAAAAUCUAAUAUUAAGUCACUCAGGUAGACAAAAGUCUAUCGUCAAAAAAAUGUAUCGUUCAAAGGCGAACAAUGUCACCAUCUCACCAUCGAGCGCCUGAUUUACCACAGAAAUAUCUCAUUUUUGUAAACUUUCAUAUUCCACUCCAUCAAACUGGUUUAUAUCUCAUUCUAUAGGAAAGCAUUUUUCUUAUUUCUUUUUUUUUUUUUUGGAAGGAUUUGCUUAGAUUUGAAUCGAUGAUGUAUAGGUUGAGAAAAAAAAGCAUUUUUGCACUUUCUUCUUCUAAAUAUACUCAUGUAUGUAUUUCCAAGGGAAAUGUAUUUAUUGCCGUUCACAGAGGUAUUGUUGCAGUUGAAUUGCAAGGUUGUGUACGUACAGGGAGUGAUUUCAAUUUUUUUUUUAAAUUUUUUCACCAUCAUCUCAACACUUUUCCUCAAACAAUAGGUCUCGGGUCCGUGUGCUUUUGGCUUUUUGGUUCUUUUAUAUUUUUGUGUCAGUAAAAAAAAAUCAAACACUUAGUGCUUAUUUGAUUGCGGCUUCAGAAUCGAGGCAGAACCAAAGAAAACUAGCAUGAUGAAAAUCUCCGCAAGAAAUUUCUUCCUUGUGAAUCAAAAAAUGAAAUGGGAAAUGAACUAAAACAGAAAAAGGGAUCCAUUUUACUGAAACCUGUAAUCAUGAUACGUCUAUGACUCUUGCUUUCAGCUAGAUGUGGCCUUGGAACCGGACAAAAUGAUUAUAGACAUGACGAGAAAAGGAUUGUUCUCCACAAAAAAAUAUCGGAGAUUAUGUCGUUUGUGGUGAUACAAAAUCCGUUUCCUCAGAGACUAUUUGGGGAUUUUGCACUGACCAAGGCUUAAAAAUCGACUCUGUGAUGUACAUUUGCCAAGACAUGAUAACCGAUAUAAUGUUCUUCUCGCUCAUCUAUAAUAAUUUUGUAAUACAGUUCCAAAGCUACAUCUAAAUCUAGCUAAAAAGAUUUGAAAAAACACAACUGACCCUUUAUCUCAUUUAGUUCAACAUUUUUUUGAUUUACAAAGCAGAAAACGAAACACUUCUCAAUUUUGUAUGAGAUGACUUUUGACAUGAAAAAAAUGACUUCUUUAUUCGUUUUCCUGCCUGGAUUUUGCAACAACAAUCAAACAACGAUUCAUGAUUUAUUUUUAUUAUUAUUUAUGUUACUGACGCGGAAAUAAAAUGACCAUCUUGAAGUCCGUUUAAUGAUAGUUUUUGCCACCAAAUGAUGCUCAUGGAGUUUAAACCCAGGACUAGGUUUCUCAUUGAAUCCCUCCUUAACCUGUAAUACCUUACAUCAGAAAGCCUCGAGUAAAUAUCCAGACCGUUCUCGCUAGGGUUUUUCUCCUCUUUCACAUGGCCAGGACAGGAUGACUAGUCAUUAGAUGUGCUAUUAUCUUCACAAGAUUGACAAUUUGCUCAAAUAACUUCAAUUCUUUGCUAUUCUGACCAGGAGUGGAACAGAAACCACCAGCCAUAUCAUCCAUAUUUUACGUCUCUGUGGCACACGGUGUGACAAAUUGAACAAACCCUUAUCAAAGAAGCAAUGCGAGGAGAUUUUUUAAAGUUAUCCGUGACCUUUCAGAGGGUGAUUCUGUUAUCUUCAUGGCAGAUGGUGAUGAGACAUGAUGUGUCAUUUGGAUCCUGCAGAAAACAGAGGCGGUGGGGUGUUUUUUUUUGUUUUUUUUUGAGCGGGUGGAACAGAAAUAAACCGUGUUCGGUGCAGAUAGUUCAUUCGGGCUUUGUUGUUGUGCAUGUCCAAGUGACUGGGCGCUAUGAUUAAUCCCGCUAUAAAGCACAUUGUGCGAUCAUGUUGAGAAAUGAUUUCAGAAAUCCACCCACUUACGGUGCUGCUAACUUCAAAACUUCGGUCCAAAUCAAGAAGUUCAGCCUCCUGUUUUUGUUUUUAUGACCUUAUAUGACCUCAUGAGCUUGCGCUGCAUUAUUUCGCUUACAUGUCAGUUUGAGAUCUGUAUUUAUGAAAAAAGAAAGGAUCAGCGGUCACGCCUGAGAGAUCGCCACACAUCCUGUUUCACACAGAAGGAGAGAGGAAGUCUUAACGUGGCAGGCUUGUGUGUAACACACACCUUUCUUAGAUGACAUUUGGCCUGUCUUGUCUUUCCACACACACGCACAGCAAGGCCUGUCACAAGAUUACGAUAAGAUAUGCAGAAACGCUGCUCGCAUGAAAGCCCCGCUUCUGGCAGGCGCUAGCACAUGACAGAUUUUGGGUUCCUUUAUUUUUGACCUUUAGUAGUAAUUUUAGAUCAGGCUGUCACCUCAGACACUGCAGUACAUGUGAUCCUGCCCAGAUUUUACCAAGGCAUCACUAAUGAUAUAGCAAGGUGAAAGAUUUCCACUACUAUACUAAUCAAACAUCUGGCCUGAAAUCCAAACUAAUUAUAUAAGAAAAUAUUUUUUUGUUUUUAAGUGUUUUUAGCACUUCUUGUUCUUGUUUUGUUAGAUACAAGAGUGGACAGCUCUGUUUUAACCACAGAUUUAACAUCAGUGGAAUUACAUUCAAAUAACAGAAUUUAUUUUGGGGUUUUUGUAUUUUUCAGAAUUAGAUUAUUGCUUAGUUGCCUUAUGUCCACAGUAUGUCAGACCUGUCCAGGGUUUCUGGUCCAUGUCCACAGGACCAAACCUGGAACCCAAGACAUCUUGAGCCUCUUCUGCGCUGAAGUAAACCUUAAAUUUACCACCCUCUUCAGCAUGUUAAUUUAUCACCAUGAAAUUAGAACAGUGUGCGAUAACCUGAAACAAUUGGUUUGCGCCCAGACAAAAUAGCAAAACGUCGGCAUUAGGGAAAAGUCUUAAGUUCCUGGACCUUACGUUUCUGCCAUUUGAUUCCUGAGUUAAAAUUGCUGGACUAAAUUUCUUGGACUAUAAUUCCCAGGCAUUAGUUCCUGAGCUAAAUUCCUGGACUGAAAAUAUGGCCUUUUGUUGCAUUGCUAAUGUUCCUGGAUAUAAAUUCCUCUGCUUCCUCUGAUAAAAGGCUAAAGUGGCAGAUUAAUACUGCUAAAGUUCUUGAACUAUAGUUCCCAGGCAUUAAAAAGGCUUAAAUUAUUUGGACUUAAGAUCCUUGACUGAAAAAAUUAUGGUCGUAAGUUACUUUGCUAAAGUUCCUGGACUUAAAUUCCUCUGCUUAAGUUGCUGGAUUAAAGUUCUCUGCUUAUGUCCCUGGCUUUAAGUUAAUGUCUUUCAUUCCUGGGCUAAGGUUUUUGGACUGAAGUUCCAGGAGUAAAGUUGCUGUACUUUAAUUUUCGACCCUAAGGUUCCUGGACUAAAGUGGGGGACUAAAAUUGCUAGAUUGAUUUUCUUGAAGUAUAAUUCCCAUGCACUAUUUCCUGGGCUUAAAUUCUUGGACUUAAUGUCCUGGAUUAAAAAUACUGUCUUAAAUUUGUUUGCUAAAAUUCCUGGACAUAAAUUCCUCUGCUGAAGUUGCUGGAUGAAAGGUCUCUACUUAUGUUCUUGGCUUUAAGUUCCUGUCUUACAUUAUUGGGCUAAAAUCCUUGGGCUUAAGUUCCCAGAAUAAAGUUCCUGGGCCUUAAAUGUCUGUCCUUAGGUUCCUGGUCUGAAGUGGCUGGACUAAAGUUCUUGGACUAUAGUUCCCGGGUAUUGGUUCCUGGCUAAAAACAGGGCUGUAAAUUGCUUUGCUAACAUUCAUGGGCUUAAAUUCUGCUUUUAAAUUUUCUGGAAUAAAGGAUCUGCUUAAAUUCCUGGCCUUAAGUUUUUUGGCUAAAGUUACCAGUCUUAUGUUUGGAGCUACUGUUUUGGACUGAAGUUCCUGGGCUAAAAUCUCUGAGCUUAGGUCUCCAGAAUAAAGUUUCUGGACUAAAGUUCCUGGGCUUAAGUUUCUGCCCUUAGGUUCCUGGAUUAAUGUGUCCACUAAAAUUGCUGGACUAAACUUUUUGGAUUAUAGUUCCCCAGACAUUAGUUCCUGUGCUUAAAUACCUUUACGGAAGUUGCUGGAUUUAAGUUUCUGGGCUAAAAUUGCAGAGCUAAAGCUCCUGGACUAAAAAAAUAUGGUCUUAAGGUAAUGCUUUGCUAAAGUUACACAUCUUAAACUCCUGUGUUAAAAUUUCUGGAUUUAAACUGCUCUGCUUAAGUUCUUGGCCUUAAGUUCCUUGACUAAAGUUUUUGGACUGAAGUUCCAGGGAUAAAUUCCCCUUUACUUUAGUUCCCAGACUAAAGUGCUUGGACUAAACUUGCUGGACUUAGGUUUCUAGGCUAAAGGCCAGGGUACAAAGGUCCUGGGUUUAUUCCUGGGCCUAAAUGUCUGCUUUGCAGAUUUUGGACUAAAGUUCCUGGCCUCCUCAGUGGAAAGACGGCCGUUGUGGUUUACACAAGUUCCUGACAUCAAUAGAUUUAGGAUAAUACUUAAGUUAUUAUUGAUUAUCUUCACUCCUGAUGCCUUACACUGUGUUGCAUUACAGUAUCUGAGGAUGAGAUGGUCACGUUUUGGGAUUAGUGAGAUAUGUUGGGAUGAGUUUUAGAGGAGACAAAAUGCAACACAAAACUAGUCAGUUUCUAAUCAACUUAAUAAUUAUUCACAAAGCAUAUAAUACUUCAGACAUUUUUGUACUUGCCUAUUUAACAUGGAUAAUAUCAGACACAAGAGGGGGUUAGUAUUUACUCUCAUAGUUACUCAUGAAUGUGUUUUUGUGCAACAUUUUAUGCAUUCAAGUUUUGAUUAUUUAAAAAAGUGAAGCUUUUGCAGAUGUGGCCUGUGUAUUGUUGUGGAUAUGUGGGGUGUUUAUUAAUGAAGGUAAGUGUGCAGUGCAUUGUGGGAUUUCUCUCAGGGGUUCCUCACAGACCCCUUAAUUGGUUUCCACCCUCAAAAGCGUACAGUUCUUUCAGUAAGUGCGAGAUGCAGGGUGAAAACACCAGAACUCUUAAUUCCCCGGUUGUUCUCAUGGGCACAGGACAGCAUUUAGGUCUUCUGUUGGAUUUAAGCAAAUAACAAAAAUGCCAAGAAUGUCAUUUCAUCCCUUAUUCUGAAACACAGCCAUGCGCACAACAAACCUAGAUUAUUUGUCACCUAGUUUGUGGUAUUGUGUUUCCCGAACAAUACAUAGAGCCAGAGUAUAAUCCAUAAUCUGGAAAACUGGACAAGUUAGUGUAUUGACUGCUGAUUCUAGAUGUAAAAGGCUCAAGACUAGUUUUAAUCUGUGCCCAGAAAUGGUUUUAUUUGUGGCGGCUAGGAUUGAUUUUUUUCGUAAUGUUUAUUUAAUUAUUUAUUAUUGUUUAUUUCUUUUUAUUCCUAGUUCACUCCUCAGUUUGGGCAACAUUCUGUACAGAGUUUUGUACGUUUUCUCCCCAUCUCCAUGUGGCUUUAAUCCCUUUUUUUUCCUCCCACCUUCCAAAAACAUACGAGUAGGUGGAUUGGCUAAGAUAAAUUGCCCCUAGGUGUGAACCGAGUGUGUGAAUAUGUGUGUGUGUGUGUGUGUGUGUAUAUGUGUGGUGCCCUGCGAUGGACUGGCAUCCGAUUCAGUGUGUAUUCCCGUCUCACACUCAGUAUUCCUGGGAUAGACACCGGAUCCACCACCACCCUGGCCUGGAUAAAGCACUUACCGAAGAUGAAUGAAUGAAACUAUUUAUUUAUUUAUUUAUUUCGAUUGAUUUAAAUAAGACUUCAACACAUAAAAAUCUACAAUCUUAAAUGCUACACACUUCCAGAAUGUUAUACAAUAUUAGAGUUACAGAGUUUUAAGAAUUCUGCACAGUUCAGAAAUAUUGUAAAAGUUAUGAUAAUAGUGUGUUCACGUCAUGCUGGAAUUGCGGUAAAGGCUCCUUUUCACACUUCCAGGUUUUCCCAGAAGUAGCCUUCGCAGAAUAACUUUACUUCCACUACAAUGACAACAAUGCACAGGUUGAAGAGUAACACAAUGUUCACACCAGCAAUGACAAGUUUGUGGGUGUGUUUUUAACGUCGUACUUGCUACGUUGGCAGAUUAGCAAAACAAGCUAACUGUACUAGCUACAUACACUCACCAGAGGCAGCAACAAGCUCUGCUACUUCCUUCCAAGCUUAAUUUUUCUUUCUAAUGUCUCUGUAGAUGUUUAAUGACGUAUGUGACACGAUAAGAUGAAACCAUGGUUAAGUUUUUCUUCCAUUUUUGAGCAUGAAACUGUAAAUGGGAAUUAAUUAGUGUGAAGAAGAGUUAUGAGCAGGAAACUGAUGAAACGUCGGACCACACACUCUAUCGGAUUGAUUUUAUUCCCAUGAAUCACUGGAGCCAGUCUGGAUUUGUCACUUUACUGCAUCAAACCUAAAUCCCAGCAAUAAUUUAUAUUCUUUAUUGAGCGAAGAAUUCCUCAUUGCUGAAUUCUCCAACAAUUCUGGACACAGUUUAAUCUCACAGUUUCUCAAAGUUUAGUCUCAGCAGCAUUUACAAAGAUGAGGUUAAAAAAAAUUCAUUGCAAGCAAAGAUGAUAACAAUAUCUGUGUGUCUGUAAAACUUCCUGGAAAUCAUUUUACCCUGCGUCUUUAUACUUCCUGUCCAUUAUGAGAUGAUGAUGGUUCGAGUCUGCUCAGAGCUGGUGAUCUCUUUGUAGUCAUGAAUUACAAUAACAACAGCAAAAUACAUACAUUAAUGCUCGAGCUAAUCUUAAAAGUUACACUACACUGUGUAACUCUGACAUUACUGUUACUUUUCCUAUUAAAAAUUGUGACAUUCCCCUCUUAACCGUGUGUAACUGUGGAAACUUGUUGACAUUUUUGGGCCGUAUUUGUUUAUAACAUACUGUAAUGUCACAUCAGAGAUUUUAGAAAAUUCAGUUUCUAAUUAUGUAUAGGUUUCUUUGAGAUGUGAGCAUUUUUACAAUUUAAAAAAUUACCGUAAUUCCAUUAAGACAUGAACACACAAUCUUCUCAAUCUUACAGAAAAUAUGUGAGAAAUCUAAUGAGCAGAUUUCAUACAACGAAAAUGGUUUCAAAAGCUACAACUCUGUGUGUCAUGCUAAUUUCUAUUCUUUGUCACUUUUAUUUAUCUAUUUAUUUGAUAAGACAUGAGAUUGUGUUGAGACUGUGCUGAGAGUUUUGCAGCUACAUUUUGCAGGAAUUGUUACAAUAAUUACAAAAUUCUUACCAACUUCUUCCCCAGUACAGUCUUAUCAUUAUCAGAAAUCACCACGUUGCCCGAAAUCAAGCGAUGCUCCGUACCACAAGCCCGCUUUCUUUAAAUUGAAGACUACAGGGUGGAUGUCUUGCUUAGAAGAAUGCGCAGUGAUCGUUAUUAAGCUAUUUCGAUGAUAUCCAUCUUUAUAAUCCCUCUUACUUGAAAUCAUCCACAUGUACCAUGCAUUACUGAAUUUAUAUCCAAAACCCAUCUCAGCUGAAACUGCUGUAUGUUUUAUUCACCUUUCAGUGGAGUCAUAGCUGAGAGAAGUCGCUUGGUUCUCGAAAUGUGAAAAGACAUUUAAAAAGAAAAAAAAAACUAAAUGAAGAUUGAUAUAAUUUAAAAAGCGGUAGUCGUUUAGCUAAGAAUAUUUUCCUUUAUUAUACUGUAUAGGCUAUCAUAUCAAUACGAAGGAGGAAUAUAAUACCAAAUAUUCAUGAUUUGUACAGAAAUAUAUAUAGAUAUAUAUAGAUAUAUAAAUAUAUAAAUGACGCUUCAUUGAAACAGAACUAUUUUCUGCUCUUCCUCAUGGUUUUGUUUCUUUAAUCUUUUGUUGCCUGGGUUGUUUUGAUACACUGUUAUGAUGGCAUGCAAGGUAACUGAUAUUACUGAAUGUCUGAUUUAUUAUUAGCUUCAUUGCUUUUUGUAACCGCAUUGUUGAAUGUCAUAUACGUUGAUUCAUUUGUUGACAUUUUAUUGCACUAAUGGAUUUUAAUCAAUUACUUCAGCCUCUUUCAUUUAUGUUUAAAAUAUGGUUUGGAGACCUUUAUGGUCAGUUUUGAAUCUUUAGGUUAUCUUUUCAAUGAGAUGUUUAUUUAUUGGUCAUCAAAUGUAAAUAUUUCUGCCAUUAAAUUUUUUGGAAGAAACCACUUGUAUAAGCUUUUGAGUAGAAUUUCCUUUGUCUGCUUCUGUUUCAUCACAAACAGGUUUUGUUCACUUAGGACUGAGAAUCGAAUCCAAAAAAGAGUCGAUUCUAAUCAU
This is a messenger RNA of Pangasianodon hypophthalmus (striped catfish), 12699 nucleotides long. RefSeq names its product discs, large (Drosophila) homolog-associated protein 2a (gene dlgap2a). The coding region runs from base 449 to 3895 and encodes 1148 amino acids. The record is from RefSeq and is a predicted model, not a curated record. The transcript has 15 exons. Gene Ontology annotation, molecular function: molecular adaptor activity. Gene Ontology annotation, cellular component: postsynaptic specialization; glutamatergic synapse. NCBI's taxonomy places the organism in Eukaryota, Metazoa, Chordata, Actinopteri, Siluriformes, Pangasiidae. Gene Ontology annotation, biological process: signaling.